Molecule: messenger RNA, 3255 nt
Organism: Botrytis byssoidea
Lineage: Eukaryota; Fungi; Ascomycota; Leotiomycetes; Helotiales; Sclerotiniaceae
Exons: 2
Coding region: 386-1966 (526 amino acids)
Source: RefSeq, a predicted model, not a curated record
GCAACUUCUUUCCGACCACAUUCACCAACCCAUCAAUCUUGUAUAUACCAACCGUUCAGUCAUGUACUCAAAGUGAUAUUCUUGAGAGAUUCACUCCCAAUCCAGCAUUCAAUCUAUCAUACCCGUACCAUCAAACAACUCAACAGCAAUCUAAUAUCAAAGUAUCGGAGAAAUUGAGGCCCUCAUUCUAAUCAACCUUGUCAGCGCGAUUAAAAACACGCAAUUGCCGCCCGCAUCCUCAGCCCAGCCUACCGAUAUCUACCUACAAGUAAAAAAAGGUCAUCAAAUGUCAGCUUAGACGUCGAUGAGGUGACCAAUCUUUCACAAGAGCUCUGGUAUUGCGCCUGGAAGACACAUUACGUUCCAUUGCUUCUAUUGUUCCACGAUGCUCCCUGUCCGCAGACUGUCGAGGCGACAGGAUGGCCCGCCUAGCAAUGGUCUUUCAUCCACCACAGAACCUAAUAAUUCCUCUACAGAGACAACGGCCACUUCAUCCGGGCAGCCUCAAUCUGAUGCUAGUACUAGGCCAACUUAUAUUAUUGCAAUCACAAUAACUAUAGUUGGGCUUAUAGUGUUGCUCCUUGCACUUUACAUCAUACGUCGAACCCGUAUCAAGCACAAGAAUCCAAAAUACAUACCGACGGUAUUUUUGAAAAAGGCUUGGAAAGGUUGGGACCCAGAAGCUCAUCGAUAUCGUCUGCCAGACCAGAAUGAUCCCCAUGAAUACACAGGAGCCGCCGGCGUAUCUGGUGUCGGCAGAAGUUUAUCGAGUCGUCCACCUCCAUCGUUCAAUGCUGCCGCUCGAACCACCGUCGAAAAUGCCACAAACAACGACGCGACAGGAGUCGAUAGGAAUACUUCAGUCCGCUCGGUAAUGACGCUACCAGCUUACAAUAUGACACCGGGACAGAAUGAGCAGGUAUUGGGAAGAGAGGGUGACCGAGGGGGCAUUGACGUUGUGUUAGAAUUCCCAGAAACUAUCGACGAAGAAGAGUCACAGCGAGAGGCAGAGAUGGAGGCUUUAUACCAGGUUCGACUUGCGAGACGACGUGAGAACGAAGAACGAGAAGAGCGAAGACGAUUAAGGAGAGAGGCUAGAGAACGAGGCGAUCAUGUUGCAUUGAGAGAACUUCAAUCUCGACCUGCAAAUACCAGUACUGGACCAACCGUCGAAGAGCUCAGAGCAGAACAUGACAGAAUUAAGAAAGAACGUCAACGUGCUGUUUCAUCAGUCGCAUAUGGUGAUCUGGGGGUUGCGAGACAUGACGGUACACGAUUACGCGCAAAUAGCGAUGAGAGCGAACGACAAGGAUUACUUGGCGAUGCAGCAAGUAUGGCCGCGAGUAGUCGUUAUCAUCGGAGAGAUCGAAGCGCAAGUUCAGUGUUAAGUAUUGACACAGUGAACUCGGACUUACCUUCUCCGGGAUUUACCAGGUCUCGCGCUGAUUCCCGACCGGAUAGCCCGCUUCGUCGAUCUAUAGGCGCUGGGGACUCGAAUGAUAAUCAUGAAGAUAGGGCUGGAAGCAGUCCCGAGAUGAUAGAUCAUGAUGAUGUCCCAUUGAGCAGUCCUCCUGGAUAUGAAAAUGUAUCGUUAGACACACCACACGCGGAAGCUUCAGGUCUACCACAUCACAUGACGGAGCCCCCUCCUGAUUAUACCAGUCCAAUAUAUGGGAGAGGAGAGGGGCCAAGUUUAGAAAGCACGGGGUCUCGAAGAUCACAGAAUCUAGACGGAGUAAUGACGGAGAGAAGGACAAGCACCCACAGUACAAAUUCGGGCCUUUACCCUCGGGACGAGAGACGUACAUCUACAAGAUCAAGUCGAGGUGUUGGUGGCAUUCCGCAAUUACCCAGUUUACGAUUAGGAUCUCUGCCCUCUAUUCACGUCGAUCCAGGCAGCCCGAUGACAAUGGGAACUACAGAGGAGGAAGGUCAUAGCCCACAUAGCCAACCCCACUUCGGUUAAGCUCUUUGAAAAAACAGUCAAGAUCUUUGACACGAUUAAUGAAUCUUGAAUAAUCAGGUUGAGCCUUCGAAUUUUUGAUACACGUAUAAUCUUUUUCCAACGCAAAUUUUGCCUUUUCUGCAUCAAGCAAUCCCUACUUUUCUAUACCCGUUUUCGUAAUAAUUGUUAUAUACUUCUGAAUUUGAGCAUGGCGCUUUUGGGGGGGUGUUUGGAGCUGGAUACUUGCUUUAUUGAUCCAUCUCCAGCUUGAGCCUUUGUUUGGUGUUGAAUGCAAUUUAAUGCAAGACUUCUUGUAUAUAAAAGCAAGCAAGUGGCGAACAAGUGGAAUGGUGUGAACGGAGUAAUUUUAAUUGGAGUGGGGGAGUUUAUCAAUGGGCUGGAUUGGAAAUUUUUCCAGAUAUUGGAUAGGGUGGGAUCGAUGGGAAAGACGGAAGAGUAGGUAUGACUUGGUCACAGAUUACUAUACUCGGCUGUUGAAGAUUCACUCGAUCGGUUGGUUCUAGUGUCAAUAUAUAUAUGUUGUUGAUUCUUUGAUUGGGUUAUCUUUCCUAUCUCAUCUCUGUAUCGGUCAUAAUGUGACAUGGAUGUAUUUCAUGUUUUUAGAGAAGAUUCUUCCUAGAACAGAACGUGGCCGACUCAUGGGUAGAAAUUUAGCCCAGCAAUCUGUCUUAAAACGCGAUCAGCUGCGUUUCUCUUUUCGAUAUCCCGCACCUCUUUCUCUCCCCUCCGCAUCUCUCCAUUCUCACUCCUGUCAAUAACCAUGAGUUCCAUCUCCUUUGGAUUAGAUUGACGUCUUUGUGGAAGAGCGUCAUCCCUUCAAACAACUUUCUUCAUGUCUUCUUGAAUCUCGGUUCCAAUUCUUUCCCUCCCUCUUUCUCCCUUCCCUUCAUUUCACAUUCUCUUCUUUCUUCUUGAAGAAAAUUCCUUCUUAAUCUCUUCUCUUACUCAUCUUCUACUCCGCCUACAACUCUUCUUCCAUUCCUUUUCAUCUCCCUCUUGCCCUUCCUCUUUCUCUCGAACUAUUGUCCUCGAUCCCAAAGACCCCACCGACGACCUCGCUUUCUUAUUUGACGACGUUAUAAAUCUCAAUCGUCAAUCACGAGGAACUCACACUCUACCGACUAGCGAAGAAGGAUGGCAACCAUAAUUUCGCACGAGCUGCUCACUGCUGGAGAUAUUUAUUUAUCCAUUUACCCAAAAAUAUGUAUUAGUACAUUGAAUACUGCGUAAGAGAUAUCAGGUCACCAAGAGAUACACAGAUAGAAAUAGUCAAGAUGGUCUCUAUCUAC